GCAACUGACAGCUCAUAGUAAAACAAUUUGGGGCUCCUUGAAACGAACUAUUAAGCCCUAAAAUUCUACAAACAAAACAUGGCAAUUUCUUUCAUAGUUAAAGCUUCAAUCCAGCUUCAUUGUCGAGCCAUUUUCAUUCCCUGGGUGCAGAAGUACAGUGCCAUAAGCUGCUCCAGAGGCAGAGAUUAUAGCGCAUUUCCAGUCAAGCACAUUCCCAAGAAAUCUAAAGAAUGCCAAGAGUUGGAAGCUGCUUCACCAAGGAAGCCCUUUUUGGACAUAGAAAAGCAGAGUUACGUGGAUAGGAAUGUUCAGGAAACUGAAUUUUCUGUUGGUGGAAGGUUGAAGAAUGGAGGCAUAUCUUUUGAUUCCAAGUCUCAAAAUCAUAAACAAAGGCUUCUGACCAGCAUAGACAAUGAGGUUGAAUGGGGGAAGGAAGAUGAAGUUAACGGGCGUGCUGAAACUGAUAAAGCUAGAGUUGAUGCAGAAAGGAUAGCAGUUCAAUUACUUGCUUCAAGAGCACUCACAGCUGCAGAACUGAAGAAGAAACUCCUGGGAAGAAAGUUUACAAUCAGUGUUGUUAAUGCUGUAAUAACAGAUUUCCAUACCAGGGGUUUAAUCAAUGAUAGUCUGUAUGCUGAAAUGUUUUCUCGGUCCAGAUGGUCUUCCUCAAGUUGGGGCCCAAGACGAAUCAAGCAAGCCUUGAUCAAGAAGGGUGUAAGCGAAGCAGAUGCAAACAAGGCCGUAAAAUUGGUUUUCAAGAAUGACGAAGCUGGUGAAGAGGACGGCUCAGGAGAAUCAAGAGUUACUAUGUCGAGACCUUCUCGGGAUCAAUUGUUUGUCCAGACAUCUAAGCAGUGGCUUAAAGGGCAGGGUGUGCCUAGAGAAAAACGUAAAGCAAGGAUUGUUCGUUGGCUUCAGUACCGUGGCUUUGACUGGAGUGUGGUUAGUUUCAUACUUAAGAAGUUAGAGUCCAGCUAUCCUGAGUAGAGCCUCAUUACACAGCGAAAGGGAUUAUGAUGAUUUUGUUUGCUGAUGCCAUUGCCGGAUGAAGUAGGCAAGAGCACUGCUUCCUACUGUAAAAUGGCUCUUAGUGGAAGUACAAGAAAAUGGAUCAGUUAUUCACUCUAUUGUUGCCAUCUCAAAAAUAGUUUGAAGUGUUAAGAUCAACAUAGAAGGCGGGUUGUGUGGGCGAUAUAUUCAUCUUGUUAUGACAGGAAUGAGCAGUUUCACUGGAAGUAAUUGUACCUUGUGCCACAUUAACCAGAUUGUAAAUAAGAAUGCUUCAGUUUUCAACUAUAUGUUCUCUGCUUAUUCAUAUUAAUAGAGAAUGUUUGGAUACCUUGCUAUGUAUCAAUUCUACC
This is a messenger RNA of Nicotiana attenuata, 1361 nucleotides long. RefSeq names its product regulatory protein RecX. Gene Ontology annotation, biological process: regulation of DNA repair. The transcript has 6 exons. NCBI's taxonomy places the organism in Eukaryota, Viridiplantae, Streptophyta, Magnoliopsida, Solanales, Solanaceae. The coding region runs from base 79 to 987 and encodes 302 amino acids. The record is from RefSeq and is a predicted model, not a curated record.